CGAUAUUUACUUCAUUUUAAUGAACACUAGCUGUCUUCUAAAAUAUAAUACGUUCGAAAUCGAUGGAAGAAGUUUACAUAACGAGUGUAAGAAAAACAAAUUCUGUCAAAAAAGUGUUGAUAUUCGAUCUUAUUACUCAAUUAUCGACAAUCGUUCGAUCGUCGAGACUCUGCAGUAAGGAAGAUUGAAGAUUUUUACUGGUGUAUUUCGUAGAGAACAAAAAAAUGAGCAACAACGAUUUAUGGAUACGCGAUGCGAUUACAAGUUAUGGAUUGUUAUUGUUUGUUUUUGUUAUCGUCGUGAUUUUAAUAUCACGAAAAUGGUCGGACUUGAAGAAGUGCAUUUACAAAGCUUACUUGACCGGAUUCGAAGUGGAGUGUGCCGAACUCAUGAUACCAUACAAGAAAUUCUUAUUCAAAUCGUUGCAACACGUUGUUUCAGGCGACAAAGUAUUACGAUCUAUGGGCUGCAUACGUCUCCUUGAGAUUGGUAUUAAAACGGGUGAAAAUAUACAAUUUUAUCCAGACAGUACACGUUUGAUUGGUGUUGACCGAAAUCGGAGAUUACCCGAGUAUCUAACAAAAGGAAAUCGUUCUUGGCAAUUCUCACAUAUCAUUAUUGAACGUUUAAUAGUUGGUGAUGGUAGCUGUCUGAGAGAGGUACCUACUGGAUAUGUAGAUGCGGUUGUAACAACAAGAUCAUUAUGUUCGGUAACAUCGUUGCAGUCGACGCUUCGAGAGAUCCAUAGAGUGCUGGCACCGGGUGGUCAAUAUAUAUUCAUAGAACAUAUACCUGAAAAUGAAGGAACACUUCUACGAUGGUUGCAAAAGAUUUUAUCACAAACAAAAAUAUGGCCAUCAUUUUUUGGUGGUUGUCGCUUAGAUAUUGAUCCUGUUGUAAAUAUUAAAAGUGCUGGUUUUAACCACAUUACGUGGGAUAUAUUUACACUCGACGGUUACGUAUCUCAUCCUUUUUAUUUGAUUCUUUCAAGGCAACAUGUAUUAGGCAUGGCAAUUCGAUAGUUAAAUUUAAUAAAACAGGAAAAUAAAUACAAAGAUACAUAUAAAAUAUAAAGACAUAAGGAUUUAUAUAAAUAUAAAAAAUAACAUCUACAUAUUAAUAUAGAUACAUACAUAUAAAGUAAAAAAUAAAGAGUAAAUUCUAAAAAUCCUUAAAUUCAAUUUUUGCAACUAUAUGUACACUGUGUUUAAACAAGUUUAAUUUAUUUACACAAACAUAUGUAAAAUAUAAUCUUAUACAAUGCUGGAUAUAUGUUACAUGUAUCACAUCAUGAGAAACACUAGAACUUUGUUGCUCACUGGAUAGGAAUUUACAAAUUGAAAGCAGUAUAUUUCUAUAUUUUCCAAUUCUAUAUUUUCAUUACAGUAUCAAUUAACUAA
Messenger RNA from Frieseomelitta varia, 1400 nucleotides. RefSeq names its product methyltransferase-like protein 7A. The record is from RefSeq and is a predicted model, not a curated record. The coding region runs from base 225 to 1022 and encodes 265 amino acids. Lineage: Eukaryota; Metazoa; Arthropoda; Insecta; Hymenoptera; Apidae. The transcript has 3 exons. Gene Ontology annotation, molecular function: S-adenosylmethionine-dependent methyltransferase activity.